Messenger RNA from Spirodela intermedia, 6913 nucleotides. The record is from the annotation of a GenBank genome assembly. Lineage: Eukaryota; Viridiplantae; Streptophyta; Magnoliopsida; Alismatales; Araceae.
AUGUCAUUCCACCUGUGUGCUGGGACUGGACCUGGUCUCCUCCUGCGUCUUUUUCUCGUGUUUGCUACAGUCUCUGUUGUGGUUGAUGGGAUGAAUUUAUGGCCGAUGCCAAAGUCUGUAAACUAUGGAUCACAGACUCUGUAUUUGAGCAAGGACUUCAAGCUACGCACGGAGGGAAGUAACUAUGCAGAUGGCCUGGGGAUUUUGCAAGAUGGCUUCUCGAGGAUGGUCGAUAUAGUUGUUGCUUCCCGUGCUAUCGGUCCCAAUGUGACCAAUUCUCAUGUGUUGGCGGGGAUUGCUGUGGAGAUCUCGUCAUCAGAUGACUCGGUAAUUCUGUUUCUCUGGAACUCUAGAAAUAUCUCGAUGUCCUUAAAGUCGAUGUGCUAUUUAAUCACAGAAGAGUCUUAAUCUCAAUAUAAAGAGAGUCGAUGUGCCUUUUUCCCUUCGCCAUUAAAAAAAUUUGAGGAAAAUAUCUCCGUGCUAUUUAAUGCAAUGUUUAAUAUUUGAUCCUAUUAAUUAAUUUUUUUAUAAAAAAAAACUACAUGAUUUGAAUAUAAAAUGGCGACCAAAGGCUUCUUUUGAUUAUGUGGAUAAAUCAGAAAAUGGCAAUGUUUUUUGCAUUUUCCAAUGAUUAGUAGUUUCUGUUGUAAUAUGUAUGUAUUCUCCUUUUAUAAUAUUCUUAGAUAAUUCCCAGGUUUAAUCACGAUUUAUUGAAGGGUCUGAGUUUUUUGUGCAGUUGAAUUUUGGCAUUGACGAAUCCUAUAAGCUAUUCAUUCCUUCAACAGGAUAUCCACUUUUUGGGCGUAUUGAGGUUGGUACUUAACGACUGAAGAUUAUUCAGUACGACAGAGUUUUGGUUUGUAUGGUAGUUUGGCGAGAUCUCUGUUUCUACGGAGAUCACCUUUGAGUUUGAUUUUUCUAUCAUUAGUUGAUGGAUGCUAAGGGAAAGAGGCAAUAUUGCAAAAAAAAAUCCAUCGUAAUGACUGAAUACUAUGACAAGUUAAUGGUGGCUAUUUUGGUCAUUACAUACGUUCUACAGUCACGUUUGAAGUUAAUAACUUUUCUUUUUCUUAUCUCUAUAAUGGAACAAAAAAUGCAGGCAAAAACCGUGUAUGGGGCCCUCCAUGGUUUCCAGGUAAUGACCAAUUGGCCAUGCGCGUGGAUUAACAUUACUUUUUAUACAAAAGUCCAUCAAAAAUUUAAUAUUAUCGUUUUUCAUCUGUCAGACAUUUAGUCAACUAUGCCAUUUUAAUUUUACAACUAGAAAUAUUGAGCUCCAUCUUGCUCCAUGGAUUAUCGAUGAUCAGCCAAGGUUCCUCUAUCGAGGUCUCCUAAUUGGUGAGAUAACUUCUCUGUUAUUCUGCUGUGAAUUAAAUGCCUUAUAGCUUGUGUGUUCUCUUAAGGCUUAAAAAAUUGUUCCUCCUAGUCUCAGACAGUGUUCGCCGAAUUGACAAUCAUUUUGGCCUUGUAUUUUUCAUUUAUUUACUUUUCUAAAAUAUAUUAUUCUGGAUGAGCUUUUUUGAAAUUUGUAUUGGGAACCCAGUACCAUUUAGGAAUUGUUUACAACUUAUAUCCACAUUUUGAUGAUUAAAAAAAUGCUCAAUAUGUUUAUUUUUUAAUGUGGCUAGUAGUUGGUAAUUUUUUUAAGUUUAUGAUGGUAUAAAACUGUAUGAUACUAUCACGGUGAUUAGAUCACUUCAGUUCCCAUGUGUUAGCAUUUUUCCUUUUGAGAGUAGAUCAGGCAUGUUUAAAUCGCCUUGAAAAUAGACGCUGGAACCACAUGCCAUUCAGAUAACUCAAUCCCUGGAACCAUUAUCCAAAUAAAAAUCUAUGUAAAAAGACUCUCUUUGUGGACUAGAGACUCCUUUUGCACCAAAGUGUUGAUACUCUGGUCGUGAGGACAAAGAAGCAACACGCUGAUAUGGAUGAGAUCAUGAACAUUGAUUUACAGUCGUCGGUGUAUAAUCAUUUGUUUAUGACCAACAAGAUUUGCAUUGUCCAUCUGUAGAGAUGCUCAGUUUCUUCUUGUCGGUAGUCAGCCUUGAAGGUUGUAGAAAUGACAUGGAAAUCUUCGACACUUGGUCACAAUAUCGCGAAGUCUGAAGAUUAAAUGAUCAAACAUUCUUAUUUACCAAAAAACUGUUCUCUGUAUUAUAAUAACCUCGAUUUAAUGACGUGAAACAAUUUUUUGUGUUCUUCUGGACGUAAAAACCUCAAUUUAUUUUAAUGAGUUACAAUUAAAAUCUCGUUUCGUGCAGAUACUGCGAGGCAUUAUCAAACACUGACUGUAAUGAAGAAUGUUAUUGAUGCUAUGGCCUACACGAAAUUGGUAAACUGCUAUUUCAUCUCUUCGGUUUAUAUUGCAUUUUAUUUUACUUCUGACCUGGACAGUGAAUCUUUUGGUUAUCAUAGUGCAUCCUUCACUCUUAGAUUAGUCGUAUAGUAAACUGAAUUAUGAAGUAAAUUAUGAUGAUGUUCUCCAUUGUAGUUCCUUUUCUUGUUAAUUUAUGAUUAUUUUAAUAAUUUUGACCUUUUCUUGUUGAUAAGAAGUUUCAUUUAACAAUAUCUCUUUAAAAUAUUCUAAUUAUUUUGAAUUCCUAUGCAGAAUGUUCUUCAUUGGCAUAUUGUAGAUACACAAUCAUUCCCCUUAGAAAUACCCUCUUAUCCAAAACUGUGGAAUGGUGCUUACUCUUACUCAGAGAGAUACACAAUGGCUGAGGCAGCUGAAAUUGUACUGUAAGCUUCACUUUACCCAGGAAUUUACUUUUGGUUGAAUUUACUCUCACAUACACCCCCUUGAUGAUAUGUGAAACUUGCCUUUGAUUGGAUCAUUAUAUUUUCUAUUUUUUUAAGUUUUUUAAUAUAACGUUCGAUCAACGUACAUAAACAUGAUCUACAUUGAUUAUGGGACUAAAGAAUAGAUUAUAUGUUGAAACGAUAUAUUAUAUCUCGUCAAUAAUGCCAUGAUAUGCAUGUAUUGACCAUUCUUUGUUUAUGCCAUUCUAAGAAAGUGAACAUGGAUUUUGCAGUUAUGCUCAGAAACGGGGUAUCAAUGUUUUGGCUGAGAUUGAUGUACCAGGUCAUGCGUUCUCGUGGUAAUUUGGUGGAUGUUUUUUUUUUCUAAAGUUGAUUUAUAGGAAUCAGUAACUUCUGGAAACUAUUAUUAAGUUACUAAGUUCAUCAGACUGGUUAUUAGUCGGCUAAUGUAAUAAUAUACAGUUUUUGGCUUAUUUAUGACGUAGAUUUCAUAAAAUCGUGUACAAAAUCAUUUUUUUCAUUAUGCUUGGAAGUUUACAGAUUAAAUGUUUCCUUAAUAUGAUCUUCCUUUCCUUUCCUCCAUCCAUCGUGCCUCACGAAAGUUUGGCCAUUAAGUAGCUUUAGGUGUUGUUGGAAUCCACUUGCCAAAACCAGUGACAGGAAAGCAUAACUUUUUGUUAGAAUCAUAAUCUCAGCCGACAUCUUAGCCUGUGGGUAGCUGUUUAACUAGGAUUAACUUGAUGUCGGAUGAUCAAGUUGCGCAUAUCUUUUUUGGAGAGAAGAUUUGGUGUCAUGUUCAAAAGUUUCAACCAUUGAGUCCGUGGUAUCCUGCCUUGAACUUCUUAUUUAGAUCAGAUCAGCGACUUCUGACUAAGGCUUGAUAUCCUACGGAUACUUGGACUCAAACAGUCUAUUGUGGGUCAGAAUUGAGGAAGAGGAAACGGAGAAAAAGAAGCAGGUAAACGGGGAAGAGGAAGAGUUGAGGAGAAGGGGAAGAUAAGAUUAGAAGAAGGUAGAAGUGGAAAAGAUAGUCACCUCUUCCACCAGCCGCUACCCUAGUGACCACUGACGACUGCUGAACAACCUCUCGUCCCUUUUUGUUUUCCCUUGACUUUUAUCAUUCAUAUAUUGAAAAUAAAGGACAAAUCACGGAGGGGAGGGCAGAAUGGAAGUGGUGGAAGUGGUUUUUUGUUAUGAAAUUCAUUUAUCAUAUUAUAAAAAUAUUUGCAACAUACUAAAAAUACCGAAUUUAUUGUUCAUUUUUAGAUCAUCCCAUCUGAUUUAUAUUGGCAUUUGCCUGGGAGACCUUGGUAUGUGCUUGAACCAAGUUUGAAUUGAUUGGCUGCCUUGUCAUCAUAUCUAAGUGAAGAUUCAGAGAUCUAGCAGUCCAAAAUCUCAAUCCUUUACCUUGACUUGCCGUCAAAAUAAUUAUUUCUGUGUAAAUCCCAUGUCCAGAAAAGUAUUCAGAUAUUCGUGUAUCAAUUCAACAAGAAAUGAAUCACAUCAUUUUAUGGGUUACCGCAUGGUUUUUGAAAAUUAGUUAGAAAAAUGAAAAUUGUGCAUUUUCUUCCUUUUAAUUUCCUCAAAUAGAUUUAAAAUUAUAUUUUCAGGGGUACCGGGUAUCCUUCUCUGUGGCCAUCGUCAGAUUGUCAGCAGCCGCUCGAUGUCAGUAAUGAAUUUACAUUCAAAGUAAUAGAUGGAAUUCUUUCAGGUGAUGCUGGUGUUACUCUUUUGUUCUUCUUCAUACGUUGUGAAAUGAACGCGCUGAGCCACUUAUUCAAAUGGUUUACCCACAAACCUUGCGAAAAAUAAAAAAAUUGGUCUCAUGGAAGGCCAUUGUCUUGCACAAGUCGUCGACGGGACGAAAAAAUAAUCAAUCUUUCACCAGCAUCAAAAUUUUCCUUCUUUUCUUUUAGUAGUAGGUUUUUCAUCAGCGUUCUCUUUAGAACUUGAGAGUACAACCCGCCCGAUUAAACUCUGUUACACCGGAACAGUGUGUACUGUUGUUCUUGUUGUUAUUCGUCAAUCAGUUUAUUUUCUUGGCUACUGAAUGCAAAGUUGCAUCUGUAACGUUCCUUGUCUUUCAGAUUUUAGCAAGGUCUUCAAGUUCAAAUUUGUUCACUUGGGAGGUGACGAGGUUGACACAAGUAAGUCUGGGCCGCAUAACCCAUCAUCUUUAUUUAUUUAUGAGUGCUUUGCCAUUUCUCUUUAUGAUGCAAUCUCACUAGAAAAUUCAUCAUGCAGAUGAAAAAUAUUUCUAUGGUUCAAUAAAAUAAACAUAAAAAACAUCUAAAUAUAGUUGCGUUCUUUCUCAGGAUGCUGGAUGACGACUCCUCACGUGAAGAAAUGGUAAGAUCCUCCGAGAGUACUACUACUGCUCUCCGUAGCUUACUCUUUCUGAUGUCUUCAGAGAAAACGAUGCUAUCUUAUGAUAUUUUAUCUCGAUCCUUCAAAGCAUAUCUCGAAUGAUUCACUAGGUAGACUUGGUGAGGGAAGGCAUUAUGUUCUUCUGUUCCAAGAACAAGUGCAUAACUGGCACCGCCUGCAAAAUCCUGCUACUCGGAUUUUCAAGUUGUAUCUCAGAUACCCAUCUUUUUCUAUGGGCAGGUUGGAUAAACAUGGCAUGAAUGAAUCCAAAGCCUACGAGUACUUCGUCUUGAGAGCCCAGAAUAUCGCACUGUCCCAUGGUUAUGAGAUCGUCAACUGGUGAUAGUCCUACACCUCUGGCUUCAUUGUUCCUUCUGCUUCUCUUACACCUCCUCUUGCUUUCUCUUUCUCGUUGGUCAGGGAAGAAACCUUCAACAAUUUCGGCAACAUGUUGAGCCCAAAAACCGUCGUACACAACUGGUACUCCCCCUUCUCUUACAAUCUCGUCUGUUCCUUCUCAAGAACUUCAUUCACUGCCAGAAAAUACAGGUACCAUGCAGUAUGCUAUAUGCUUUAAAUGGGGCAUCUAUAUAGCCCAUAAUUAGUAAAUAUCUGGGCGAUGGAGGGGGAACAGGAGACUUAAACCUCUCAAAAUAGAAACAAUCGCUUGGGUUUGUACUCGAAUGGGUACUUUCACUUCUGCGCAUAGCUGGACAGUAAGAACGCGUGAUGGGCAGCAGUCAACUGUUUCUGCUGAAAGGGUUUCUUCGAAUUGCUAGGCUGGACGUCGGCGUGGCUCCAAGAGUGGUCGCUGCCGGGCUGAGGUGCAUCGUCAGCGAUCAGAACAACUGGUACUUGGACCACUUGUCUACCACGUGGCAGCAGUUCUACAUGAACGAGCCUCUCACAAACAUCACCAACCACGAACAUCAGAAACUGGUCAUUGGUGGCGAAGUGUGCAUGUGGGGGGAGACCGUUGACGGAUCAGACAUUGAGCAAACCAUCUGGCCGCGUGCUGCUGCUGCUGCAGGUACUUCAUUCGAUACACAACAUUUACCCAGCAUGACUGUUGAUCACUCGGGUUCUUUCUUCCUUUUUCUUGGUGUUUUUGGUAUAAAAUUUGGUUGAAAGAAUUGCUGGCCCUCAAGAACCCAUCCUUUAAUCUCGGAGAUCCCUUCCUGCUGUGAUGACUUUGUGAAAUAAUGUUACUUCCGUUGACUAAAUAUCAUGCUGACCAUAAAUCACUCGGUUCUUUCUUUCUUUUUUCGUCGGACUUUUCGGUAUUAAAUUUGGUCAGAACAAUCGCAGGUCCUUAAGAUUCAAUCUUAAUCUUGCAAGCUUCCUUCCUGCUGUAGUGUUUAUUUUUUAGAAUAAUCUCCCAUGAAAUUAUAGAAAAACCCAUUUGAUCUUGUUUGAGACUGAUUGUAUCACACGUGCCGAGGACCUGGAAGUCAAACUCUUUCAUGAACACGUCUGUUACAACAAAAUGGUGUUUAGUGAGAGAAGUCCAAUCUUGCGGUCAAAUGCGGAUCCAUUCUCUGCUGCUCAUCGCUGAUUGAUUUUUGAGUUGGAUUGACCCCAUUUUUCUCACGGCGUGACUUUGGCUUCUUCCCUUCCUGAAGAGCGGCUGUGGACCCCAUUUGACAAGCUGGCAAGGGAACCACGGCAAGUAACGAGCCGCCUAGCCCACUUCCGGUGCUUGCUGAACCAGAGGGGAGUCGCAGCCGGACCCAUCACCGGCGGCGGCCGGGCCGCCCCCGAAGAACCGGGGUCCUGCUACAAGCAGUGA